Messenger RNA from Dendrobium catenatum, 1705 nucleotides. Its product is annotated as 7-deoxyloganetic acid glucosyltransferase-like. Bases 30 to 1481 code for a protein of 483 amino acids. The transcript is spliced from 2 exons. The record is from RefSeq and is a predicted model, not a curated record. NCBI's taxonomy places the organism in Eukaryota, Viridiplantae, Streptophyta, Magnoliopsida, Asparagales, Orchidaceae. Gene Ontology annotation, molecular function: UDP-glycosyltransferase activity.
CAAAGUUUUUCCCCAUCCCAAAGAAAUUGAUGGAGUCAGCCAACAAUAACCUGAAGCAAGAAGCUCACGUUCUCAUCUUCCCCUCCCCUGUACAAGGCCACAUAAACACCAUGCUCCGCUUAGCCUAUGCACUAUCCUUUUCCAGCGGCCUCCGCAUCAGCUUCCUCAACACUGACCACAAUCACCGCCUUCUCCGCUUCUCCUCCCCUUCCCAAUACUCCCGUUUCUCUCUCCGCUCCAACUUCCGCUUUCUCUCCAUACCGGACGGCCUACCCGAUGGUAAACCUCGCUCAACGCUCUAUCUGACUGAGCUCUUUGAUUCGCUCAAAACCCGCUCUGUAGAUUCUUUCCGCGCCCUGCUGCUCGCCGGUGGGAACCGAGACACCGACGGUUGGCCUCCUGUGACCUGCGUUAUCGUUGAUGGACAGAUGCCCUAUUUCAUGGACGCUGCUCAGGAACUGGGGAUCCCUGCGAUUUUAUUCCGAACUAUAAAUGCAUAUUCCCUUUGGGUUUAUCUUCAGAUCCCUCAGAUGAUGGAGGCCGACGAGCUCCCUUUUCCAGCUGAUGCAGACCUUGAUGUACCCAUAAAGAGCGUGCCGGCCAUGGAAGGCUUUCUCCGGCGUCGAGACCUACCAAAAAUGUGUCGAGGAGCAACAAAAGCUGAUAACGAAAAGCUUCAGUUAUUGGCCUGCAAUUCCGCCAGCGCUACGCCGUCGAAAGGACUAAUCCUCAACACGUCAAACUCUCUCGAAGCUCCCAUCCUAUCUAAAAUCCGCUCCCUCUACCCCAACACCUACGCCAUCGGCCCCCUCCACGCCCUCGUCGAAUCCAUCACCUCAUCCUCUGUCUCUGCCAGUCUCUUGGCCGAGGACCGCUCGGCACUCAGCUGGUUGGAUUCCCUGCCGGACCGCUCCGUCGUUUAUGUCAGCUUCGGCAGCAUAGCCCUGUUGAUGGAAGAAGAGUUUAUGGAAUUCUGGAACGGACUCGUCAAUAGUGGUCACCUUUUUUUGUGGGUGGUGAGGCCUGACUUGGUAGCCAAUGCAACGGUGACGGUGAAGUUGGCGGAAUUGGAGGAGAGAGUGAGAAUUGUGGAGUGGGCGCCGCAGGAGGAGGUCAUGCGCCACCGUGCGGUGGGGUGCUUCAUUACGCACAGCGGGUGGAAUUCGACGGUGGAGUGUAUGGAGAGAGGGGUGCCGAUGGUGUGUUUUCCGUGGUUGUGGGAACAGUUUGUUAUUAGUAGGUUAGUUGGGGAGGUGUGGAAGGUGGGUUUAGAUAUGAAGGAUAUGUGUAGGAGGGAUGUGGUGGAGAGUAUGGUGAGGGCGGCGAUGGAGGGGGAGAAGGCGGAGGAGCUCCGGCAAGUAGCGGCGGAAAUGGCGGUGGAGAUUGGGAGGAGUGUGGGGGAAGGUGGGGAUUCCAGGUUGGACUACGAGAGAUUGGUGAGGGAUAUUUUGUCGUUAAGCUUGAGUGCAUCUGGUGAGUAGAGACGAGGGAUCCGAAAAGUUUUCCAAGUGACGCGGUAUUCUUUUGGAGUUUAGUGAAUUAUGACUUCUUCUAUUAGUGUGCGAAUUUGUCUUUUAAUUUACUCAUAAUUUUAAAAAGAUUUUCUAAUUGGAGCUGUUUGAUUGUCAGCAUUUAAAAAUUAAAUGUAUUUUACUAUUUUAUUUCCAAUGUAAUACAUUUUGGAAUAUUUCAAAUUAAGGGCAUC